AUGUCGACGAGAUUGUCACCUCUGUUCAUGCUCUUCUCCUUCGUCGGCGCUCUUUGGGGCUACUGGGCCAUCCUCAAACAUACUUCCCUCGUUACAGCAGCCUUUGCAACCUCCCCGGCCUCGGCUCAAGCACCCCUGGCUGGCUCUCCUGAGGCACUGAACCCCAAACUGACCAAUAUCAUCGCCGAGGAUGUCAUCAAGCUCUACUACAACGGCUCAGGGCCGGUCCCUGCGUACGACAAGGGGUCGCCAUUGCCAGAGGCCAUCACCCCGCUGGGCGAGGCGGUCGUCGAGGAGUCAAUCCUGAACGAGCUGCUCUCCAUCCUGCACACCUCGUACUACCCGGACAACUGCUCGAAAUGCAUUGCCGCGGGCCAGGUGCUCCACGUCGCGGCCAUCAGUCAGCCAGUGGCUGUCUUUACAAACGUGCUCGUGAGGGCGUGCAACGCUGUGCCGGAGUUUAAGGCACAGCUGCGCGCGGCGUCUUGCGAGUCGCAUUUCAGCGGCGAGGCCGGCGCCGGCUACGGUCCGUAUAUGGCGCAGCUGUUUUCCAAAAUGACCUUGGCCACGGGCGACAUGCAGCACUGGUGCGCCAUCAACUACGAGUUCUGUGAGCAACAGCCUCCGGUCCUGAUCGAUGAGGACUUGUACUUUGACCCCAAGCCAGACUCGGCGAACGUGGCCCCCGAGCCUUCUGGUCAGACUUUCAACGUACUCCAUCUCUCCGACUGGCACCUGGACCCGCGCUACGACAUUGGGUCCGAAAGCAAUUGUUCCAACUACAUGUGCUGCCGACCGUAUUCUGUGAACGAGGAACUGUCUACCGAUGCGCACAACCCGUCCAUCCCGGCGUCGCGAUUCGGGUCGUUCCUGUGCGACUCGCCCGCCGAUUUGGCCUUGUCGGCACUCGUCGAGAUGCCCAAAUUUGUCGACAUGGACGAGCUCUCCUUCAGUAUUUUCACGGGCGACAUCGUCUCGCACGACCCGGAGGACUUGCUGUCUCGCGACUACGUGGCGUACGAGGAGGAAGUGACGUUCAAGGUCUUCAAGCGCCUGCUGGGCGACAGGAUCCCCGUGUACACGGCGCUGGGGAACCACGACACGCUGCCCGUGGGGUUCAACACGCCGCACAGCAUGAACCCGGACCCGACCAACCGGAGCAGCAACGCCCUGCAGUGGAACUACGACCUCGUCGCGUCGCUGUGGUCCCCCUCCGGCCACGCGUGGCUCAACGACUCCGAGGCCGAGUUCGCCGCCACGCACUUUGGCGCGUACGCGACCACCACGACGCAAGGCCUGCGGAUUAUCUCCAUAAACUCCGACUUCUGGUACAAGGAGAACAUCUUCAACUAUUGGAACGUGACGGACCCGGAUCCUAGCGGGGUGCUCAAGUGGGUGGCCGACGAGCUGUCGGCGUGCGAGCGGAAGGGUCAGCGCGCGUGGAUCAUCGCCCAUGUGCUCUCGGGGUAUGACGGCUCCGCGGGCAUGCCGAAUCCCACGGCCCUGUUUUACUCGAUCGUGCGGCGUUUCUCGCCGGCGACAAUUGCGGCGGUGUUUUUUGGACACACGCACCAAGACCAAGUGCAGAUCUUCUACGACUACCUGCCUUCGUCGCUCGUCGCGCCCUCGAAUUCCGAAUCCAAGACCCUCCGCGACACGACGCAGGUCGACUUCACCAAGCCGCUCCAGAUCGGCCACAUUGGCCCGUCAAUCACGCCCCUGACGGGCCUCAACUCGGGCUAUCGCGUCUAUCAAGUCGACACGGCGACCUUUUCCAUCAUGGGCGCCCAGACGUACUUUGCAAACAUGUCCAACAGCCUCGGGUGGACGACGCCGGUUUGGGAAUUCGAGUAUGAUACGCGAGAGGUGUAUUCGAUCCCCGAGAUCGAGGACGACGACGAAAGCGGUGAUGACGUAGAAGGACAGGAGAAGGGGACGGGGAGAGGAAAGGGAAGGGGAAUUUCCUGGCCGGCCUUAUCCCCCCUGAACGCGACAUUUUGGCACCUCGUCACGGAGAAGAUGCUCAACGACUCGUCGUCAUCAUCUCCCUCACGUCGUCACGAUGAUGACGGGGAUAGCGACACCGCAUCCCCGCUCCUGCAGCUCUACGAACGCCACGAAUCCAAAUCGAGUUCCCACCCGGACCGCCGCGUCAGCGGCGACGGCAACCCGGCGCAAAAGGUGUGUUUUUUGCGCGCGGGGAGCGGGUACUUGGGCGUGAUGUGCAAGAGGAAGUAUGGCGACGGUGACGGUGGUGGAGGUGCACGGUCGAUGCGGGAGAGGGAGUUUGGUGUGCGCUGA
Messenger RNA from Fonsecaea pedrosoi CBS 271.37, 2301 nucleotides. RefSeq lists its product as uncharacterized. Gene Ontology annotation, molecular function: hydrolase activity. Lineage: Eukaryota; Fungi; Ascomycota; Eurotiomycetes; Chaetothyriales; Herpotrichiellaceae. The record is from RefSeq and is a predicted model, not a curated record. The transcript has 2 exons. The coding region runs from base 1 to 2301 and encodes 766 amino acids.